AAAUCAUUUUUUUCAUAAUGCCAAUGCUUUAUUUUUUUAAUGUAUGCUGCACUGUUUUUUGCCAUCGAACCUUUCCAUACGACAAUGUUUAUCUCUAGCAGCUCAGUUGUCAGCUUUGUCAGCAAUAAAAACAAAACCUGUUGCUUAUCUUUUUUUUGCGUAACCGCGGUGCAGAUUAAAGCAAGCGGCCGUCCCCUGUUGCUUCUUGGAAUACAUUGCAAGCAGUAGGUAGUGGUGAUGAUUUGUUGGAGUAUUUGGGGGUCCAGCAACUUGAACUUGAAACCCCAACUAGCUCGUUUUGGGGGCAGGGUGCAGAAAAGGCAGCUAGCUUCAAUUGCCACCAUGUCCCGUAGUGUUAAACUUUAUUAUGACCUCAUGUCGCAACCGUCGAGGGCGCUUUACAUAUUCUUAUCGACCAACAAGAUCCCCUUUGACCGGUGCCCGAUAGCGCUGCGAAAAAUGCAGCACAAGACGGACGAAUACCGCCGGCAGGUGAAUCGGUACGGCAAGGUGCCCUGCAUCGUGGACGGCAGCUUCCGGCUAGCCGAGAGCGUCGCCAUCUACCGGUACCUGUGCCGAGAGUUUCCGACCGACGGCCACUGGUACCCGAGCGACACGGUGCGCCAGGCACGCGUCGACGAGUACCUUUCCUGGCAGCACCUAAACCUGCGCGCCGACGUGUCGCUGUACUUUUUCCACGUGUGGCUAAACCCGCUGUUGGGCAAGGAGCCGGACGCCGGCAAGACGGAACGGUUGCGCCGGCGGCUGGACGGUGUGCUGAACUUUUUCGACCAGGAGCUGCUGUCGGCCGGUAGCGGGCAGGCGUUUCUGGCGGGCGAUCGCAUCAGCAUUGCCGACCUAUCGGCCGCUUGCGAGAUUGAGCAGGCGAAAAUAGCCGGGUACGAUCCGUGUGAGGGCCGGCCGGCACUGGCCAGCUGGCUGACGGCGGUGCGGGAGCGAACCAAUCCGUACUACGACGAGGCGCACAAAUACGUUUAUCGGCUUUCGCCGGACCACAUCGUAACGCCGGUCGUUGCGGAAGAUGAGUGAAUGUUUCGUUCUUUUUGUUGCUACUGUUGCCUAGGUAAAAUAAAGAUUUUCGAUUUCUAAAACCACAAAAAUAUUAAAUA
Messenger RNA from Anopheles coluzzii, 1130 nucleotides. RefSeq names its product glutathione S-transferase theta-1-like. The transcript has 3 exons. Bases 238 to 1050 code for a protein of 270 amino acids. NCBI's taxonomy places the organism in Eukaryota, Metazoa, Arthropoda, Insecta, Diptera, Culicidae. The record is from RefSeq and is a predicted model, not a curated record. Gene Ontology annotation, biological process: glutathione metabolic process. Gene Ontology annotation, molecular function: glutathione transferase activity. Gene Ontology annotation, cellular component: cytoplasm.